CUACUAUGCCACGUUGGAAAUAUUGACGUCUCCGUCAGAAUUGGUAAAAAUUAUUAGUAAAAAAGUUCUUAUGUGGCGUUUUGUAUUUACUUUUGUAAAAUAAUUUGUUUUUUUGUUUUUUUUUUAUCAUCGUACCAUCCAUAUUUGACACUUGACUCAAUAAUUCAAUAAGUUUAGAUAACGACCUCAAAUAAUUUAAAAUUAAAAUCAAGAUGAAGAUAAAGGAGUUGCAAAAGACGGUAAACAUGACAUGGUCCCCCAUGCAGCAAACCUCAAUUAUGUUAGCAGCUGGGACUGCAGCGCAGCAGUUGGAUGUUAAUGUGAGCUCGGUGUUAGAAAUAUACUCUGCAAAUUUACUUGACCCUGUUUAUGAUUUAGAGCUAAAGGUUUCUCAACCUAGCCGUUAUAAAUUUCAAAAAUUAAUUUGGUCACCACAUAAUAUAAAUGAUAGUUAUGCAAAUGGAUUAAUUGUAGGCGGAUGUGAAGGAGGUCAUCUUCAAGUUUUUAAUGCAUCUAAAUUACUAGCUGGUGAAAAUGGAUUAGUUGCUGAUCAAGACACGCACACAGGUGCUAUUCGAGGACUAGAUUUCAAUCCGUUUCAAAAUAAUUUAUUAGCUUCUGCUGCGUCAGAAUCAGAAAUUUUUAUAUGGGAUUUAAAUAAUACAUCAACCCCAAUGGCGCCUGGAACCAAAACUCAGCCUCUAGAAGAUGUUCAAAACGUGGCUUGGAAUCGCCAAGUUCAACAUAUCUUAUCUUCGGUGUUUAGCUCAAGAUGCGUUAUUUGGGAUUUAAGAAAAAAUGAGCAGAUUAUGAAAUUAAGUGAUUCUCAAUCUCGUGUUAGAUGGAGAGCAAUUCAGUGGCAUCCCGAAAUUGCUACCCAACUAUGGUUAGCUUCAGAAGAUGAUUCAGCUCCUUUUGUUCAAUUAUGGGAUUUGAGAUAUGCAACAGCUCCUGCAAAGUCGCUGCAAGUACACAAUCGAGGUAUUCUUGGUUUAACAUGGUGCCCUACAGACGUAGAUAUGAUGAUAUCAUGUGCAAAAGAUAAUAAAAUUUUGUGUUGGAAUCCGAAUAGUGAAUUACCAAAUGGGGAAAUAUUAGGUGAAGUUGCAACAACUAUUCAGUGGUAUUCAGAUGUACAAUGGUGUCCGCGUAACCCAGCGCUUAUAGCUAGUUCUAGUUUAGAAGGAAAUGUUUCUAUAUAUUCCCUCUUUGGUGGAACUCAUCAUCAGGUUUUAACAUCAAAUAAAAUUGCGGAUUCAUUUCCAGGUAUGGAUCAAUUUUCCCAAGCACCAAUACCUCAACAAACAACGCAGAUUAUUUAUCAAGACCUAAUCAAACCGCCAAAGUGGAUGAAGAGAAAGUCAGGUGUUUCAUUCGGGUUUGGUGGAAAACUUAUAACGUUUGGCGAUAAAAGUGGCCAGCAAAUCAAAAUAAAUCAAAUCGUAACUGAAACAGAGUUGGUAAAUAGAGCGAAUGCCUUAGACAAAGUAUUAGAGGAUGGAAAUUAUUCAGAAUAUUGCAAAAACAAAGCAGAUCAAAUGUCAGAUCAGGAUGGACGAUAUUUAUGGUAUUUUAUUAAGGCAAAUUUUGAACUGAAUCCACGGGAAGAAAUGCUUAAUUUGCUAGGCUAUAAUAAAGAAGAUACAGCGAACAAAUUUAAAAAACAUACUAAAAUUGAAAAUUUAGUUAACAGAAAUGGAAUAGAAGAUGUUACUGCCAAAAUGGCAACUUUAACACAUAGUGACUCAUCUGAGGUUGAGGGUGACCAAAGCACGGAUGAUAGUACAGAUAUCUCGGGAGGUGAUAAUAAUGCUUUAUUUGAUGCUUUGGCGGAGGAAAACAAGUUACAAAAGCAAAUAGCCGACAAAAAAUCCCAAAAAUUUAAAAUUCCAACCGGAGACGAUAGUAGUGGAUUAAUAUCAGAGGCCAUCUUGAGCGGCAAUAUUGAAGCCGCUGUUGACUUAUGUUUUAGUUGUGGUAAAUCCACAGAAGCGUUGAUUAUAGCUUCAACAGCAGGGAUCGAUUUUUUGAAAAAUGUGCAAUUAAAUUACUUGCUAAAACAAAAUAAUGAGGUAUCUAAUAUAAUUAUUGCAUUAGCUCAAAAUGAAUGGAUUAAUAUUAUGAGUAAUUGCGAAAUUGAAUCUUGGAAAGAAGCACUGAUGGGUGCGCUAACUCAUAGUGAUGCACGUUUGGGAGAUCUUUGCGCCAAAUUGGGUGAUAGAUUGCAGGAAGAGUCAACGGAAUUCAAUUUAAUGCGCAAAGCUUUGCUUUGCUAUAUUUGUGCUGGAGACGUUGGGAAGUUAGUAGAAGGUUGGCUAAACUUACGUAAUAAAAAAGCAAAUACAAAGCUUUCAACAUCCGAAUUACAAGAUUUAGUGGAAAUUGUCAUGUUGCUUAAAAAAUCACUCGAAUUACGAGGAGUUUCAAUUCAGGUAUCAGGCCAGUUAGCUGAAUUUUUAGCUCAGUAUGCCGGAUUGUUAGCAACUCAAGGUGCGCUAGAUACGGCACUCUCAUAUUUAGGACCCACUGAAGAUGCCCUGUUGGAAGACCUAAGAGACCGACUAUACUAUGCUUUAGGACAUAAACAAAUAAAUUCGUCGUAUUCCCGUACCCGUACUGUUAGCCAAAACAUAUAUGGCAGAUCAUCAGUAACGUCGUCCACGUCAGCAAUAACAAAUCAAAGGUUCCAACCCAGAGGGUCAUUUUCAAAUCCAGUUCCAGUUUUACCGGCAAUGAACUCAAACACAAAUAAUUUUAACGCUGGAAUUGUGGGGCAGCCUCAGCAGCCAUGGAACAUGCCGCCAAAUGUUCCUUCAAAUAUUCCUCCAGUACCAACUUUUAACUCAAUGCAAAAUUUACCUCAAAAUACAACCUUAGCGCAACCACCAUUACAACCAACCACUAUGUUAUCUCCUCCGCCACCUUUGGGUAAACCACUGCAAAUAAAUGAGACACUUCCAAAUCCCCAAAGACCUUCAAGUGUGGGUUCACAAGGAAGUGGACCACUGACACGCAAAUAUGUGGUUGAUCCUUCUGUAAGCUCUGGGCCACAAUAUGGUCAAAUGGGUGCAUUCAAUCCAAAUCAACAAAUGAAUUUAACUGGGAAUGGAUCAUCGUUUCAGCCGUAUCCAACUUACAAUAAUCAAGUCAAUCAAAAUUUGAGUAAUUCAAUGCCUCCAGCAAAUACCAUAUCCAGUCAAAACUUUAAACCUUUUAUACCAUCUCAGCCGGGAGCUGGUUUUAAUAGUAAUAUUGCUACUGGUAUACCGCCUGUAGAAAUGGGGCAAACAGUGAUGCCGCCUCCUGCAAUGGAGAACUGUAAUCCAACGCCUCCUCCUGGUUGGAAUGAUCCGCCACCUCUAUCUUCUUCAAGCCGACAGAAUGGAAUGUCUGCAAAGCAUGCAGGAACUAGGAAAUGGCAGAAAAUUAUAAAUGCUCAUAAUAGUUCUUCAUCAAACGAGUUAAAAAAACCCUCCAAAAAUCAAGAUAGCUUCAUGUUUCAGGCAAAACCGGAUGCGCAAAAGAUGGCACCCAUUACACAUCCAAUAUUUGGAGCUGUAGAUUCAAAUCAAAACGGUUAUAUGGAUCCAAAUAUUCAGCAAAAUUCCAAUACCGCAUUUUCUAAUAUACAACCUCCACCGUUAGCGGGUUCGCAAAUUUAUAACCCUAAUCCUGUACAACCCCAGCAAUAUUUAGAUAAUCAAAGCAAUUUCAGGCCUAAUAUAAACCAAAUGAAUUUUAAAACCCAGGCUAUUUCUCAAGGAUUUCAACAGCAAUCUCAGGCUUUAUCUCAACAGAAUUUACAGCAAAUGCAAACGAAACAGGAACCGCCAAAACAGAAAGCUCCUCUACCUGAAGAAUAUAUUUAUAUGCAAACAGUAUUAGAAGAGUUAAAGAAUCAAUGCAUGAAUGUCGCAGCAGAUUUGCGAACGAAGAAAAAAAUUCAAGAUGUUACAAAACGAUUACAAUAUCUAUAUGAUGCUUUAAGAGAAAAAAGGCUUUCAACAAAUACAAUAAAUUCUCUAAAUCAAAUUGUGCAAUUUUUACAAACUGGUGACUAUGGAAAUGCAUUAACCAUUCAUACACAAAUAGUAUCUGGGCCUGAUUUCUCCCAAACCGCCAAUUUUAUGCCCGGAAUCAAAGUGUUGGUACAGACAGCAUCUGAGUUGAAAAUAUAUUUACAAUGAAAUUGUAAUAAUAUAUAGAGCCAUUUAAAAUUAUUAUACAUAACAUAAAUAUUUUUGUUUUAAAUAUCGUUACACAUUAAGCAGAAAUUUUGUCUUAAUGUAUUAAAACAUGUUUUAUACUUCGUAAUAUUAUGUAGGUGCUGAAGUCUCUUAUGUAACUAAGAAAAAUAAUUACUAUAAUUUCAAUAUUUAUAGAUUCACAUUCAUUUAAUAUACACAUAUUAUAAAAAUAAAAUUAAAUAAAAACUU
Messenger RNA from Condylostylus longicornis, 4436 nucleotides. RefSeq names its product protein transport protein Sec31A (gene Sec31). Gene Ontology annotation, molecular function: structural molecule activity; protein binding. Gene Ontology annotation, biological process: intracellular protein transport; endoplasmic reticulum to Golgi vesicle-mediated transport; endoplasmic reticulum organization. The record is from RefSeq and is a predicted model, not a curated record. The transcript is spliced from 13 exons. Gene Ontology annotation, cellular component: endoplasmic reticulum exit site; COPII vesicle coat. NCBI's taxonomy places the organism in Eukaryota, Metazoa, Arthropoda, Insecta, Diptera, Dolichopodidae. Bases 213 to 4187 code for a protein of 1324 amino acids.